ACCUGACCUAUUGUCUUGUCCAGAGCCGUUCCAUACUUUUUCUGUUUUCGUCAUCCCAGUGAUUAUACGCUGUUCUGUACAGAACGGCACUGCGACAACAAGCUAUUACCCGAAUCGGCUGGGCACAUACAAUGUACAGAAACCAUCUGCACAGUGACCCUCACGCUUUUUCCGAUUGUUGACCGUUAUGUGUUAUCCAAACAACAUUUCAAACACGUUUCAUGCUCCUUGAGGUUCCAAAGGAAUUCCAUUCAUCAUCAUUUAUAUUCUUCCUCCUGACCCAAAUGGAAGUGAAGGAGGUACUGACGCUUAACCGCAAUUGGUUAGUGUCUUUCUCUUCGUCGUCCUUACUGAAAGCGCUGGACUGUACGGGCAGAGUCACGGUGCAGACUGCAAAAGACUGGGAUUUAUGCGCAGAGAAUGACAUUGAUGCGGACCUCCUCACUCAAUUCACGAAUCAAGGAAUGAAUAUCAUGAGUGGUGGGUCGGAUCAUCACGGACACACGUCCGAUCCAGUCACAGUCUUUACGUCGUCCAAGAACGAAUUUACUACUCCGUAUUAGGUCCGGAAGAAAAGACGGAAUUGGACUCACAGCAGAAUUAUAAAGACUCAAUUCUUUGGUCUGUGUGACAAUCGCCUUCCCCAGGUU
This is a messenger RNA of Aspergillus ruber CBS 135680, 650 nucleotides long. RefSeq lists its product as uncharacterized. The record is from RefSeq and is a predicted model, not a curated record. Bases 222 to 563 code for a protein of 113 amino acids. NCBI's taxonomy places the organism in Eukaryota, Fungi, Ascomycota, Eurotiomycetes, Eurotiales, Aspergillaceae. The transcript is spliced from 3 exons.